CGCAGCAACCGUCAGAGGACGCUCAGGAACUCCGCACCGCGCCUCCUCCAGCUGGACAGGCGGGACUCACACAGCGCAACGCCUCCGCCGAUCCCGCGCCCCUCCCGCAGCCGAGAUGCUCGUCCGCGUGCUGCUGCUCUGCGCCGCCCUGGCGCUCUGCGGUGCAGCAAACCCUUGCUGCUCCAGUCCAUGCCAGAAUCGAGGUGUAUGUAUGAGCAUAGGAUUUGACAAGUAUAAAUGUGACUGUACCCGAACAGGAUUCUAUGGUGAAAACUGUACCACACCUGAAUUUCUGACAAGAAUAAAAUUAUUCCUGAAACCCACUCCAAACACAGUGCACUACUACUUAACGCACUUCAAGGGACUCUGGAACAUUGUCAAUAACAUUCCCUUCCUGCAGAAUAUGAUUAUGAGAUACGUGUUGAUAUCGAGAUCACAUCUGAUUGAGAGCCCGCCAACUUAUAAUGUGCACUACAGCUAUAAAAGCUGGGAAGCCUUUUCUAACCUGUCCUAUUACACCAGAGUUCUUCCUCCUGUGCCUGAUGACUGCCCAACGCCCAUGGGUGUGAAAGGGAGGAAAGAGCUUCCUGAUUCAAAAGAAGUUGUGGAAAAAGUACUUCUAAGAAGAAAGUUCAUCCCUGAUCCCCAGGGCACAAAUAUGAUGUUUGCAUCCUUUGCCCAGCACUUCACCCAUCAGUUUUUCAAGACAGAUCAUAAGCGAGGACCAGCUUUCACCACGGGACAGAGCCACGGGGUGGACUUAAAUCAUGUUUAUGGUGAAUCUUUGGAGAGACAGCAUAAACUGCGCCUUUUCAAGGAUGGAAAAAUGAAAUAUCAGAUAAUUGGUGGCGAGAUGUAUCCUCCCACAGUCAAAGAUACUCAGGUCGAGAUGAUCUACCCCCCUCAUGUUCCUGAACACCUGCGGUUUGCUGUGGGGCAGGAAGUCUUUGGUCUGGUGCCUGGUCUGAUGAUGUACGCCACAAUUUGGCUGCGGGAACAUAACAGAGUGUGUGAUGUGCUUAAACAUGAGCAUCCAGAAUGGGACGAUGAGCAGCUGUUCCAGACGAGUAGGCUGAUACUGAUAGGAGAAACUAUUAAGAUUGUGAUUGAAGACUAUGUACAGCACCUGAGUGGCUAUCACUUCAAACUGAAGUUUGACCCAGAGCUGCUUUUCAACCAACAAUUCCAGUACCAAAACCGUAUUGCUGCUGAGUUUAACACACUCUACCACUGGCAUGCCCUUCUGCCUGACACCUUUCAGAUUGAUGGCCAACACUACAACUAUCAGCAAUUUAUCUAUAACAACUCCCUCCUACUGGAACACGGCCUCACUCAGUUUGUUGAAUCAUUCACCAGGCAAAUUGCUGGCAGGGUUGCUGGUGGCAGGAAUCUUCCAGUUGCAGUAGAGAAAGUAUCAAAGGCUUCAAUUGACCACAGCAGAGAGAUGAAAUACCAGUCUUUUAAUGAGUACCGCAAACGCUUUCUGCUGAAGCCUUAUACAUCAUUUGAAGAACUUACAGGAGAGAAGGAAAUGGCUGCGGAGUUAGAAGCGCUCUAUGGUGACAUUGACGCCAUGGAGCUGUACCCUGCUCUUCUGGUAGAAAAACCUCGACCGGACGCCAUCUUUGGGGAGACCAUGGUAGAAGUUGGGGCACCAUUCUCCUUGAAAGGACUUAUGGGUAAUCCUAUAUGUUCUCCUGAGUACUGGAAGCCUAGCACUUUUGGUGGAGAAGUAGGUUUUAAAAUCAUCACCACUGCCUCAAUUCAGUCUCUCAUCUGCAAUAACGUGAAAGGCUGUCCUUUUACCUCAUUCAGUGUUCAAGAUCCACAGCUCACCAAAACAGUCACCAUUAAUGCAAGCUCUUCCCACUCUGGACUAGAUGAUAUCAACCCCACAGUACUACUAAAAGAACGUUCAACUGAACUGUAGAAGCUGAUCGAUCAUAUUUAUUUAUUUAUAUGA
This is a messenger RNA of Balaenoptera acutorostrata (minke whale), 1963 nucleotides long. RefSeq names its product prostaglandin G/H synthase 2-like. Gene Ontology annotation, cellular component: neuron projection; cytoplasm. The record is from RefSeq and is a predicted model, not a curated record. Lineage: Eukaryota; Metazoa; Chordata; Mammalia; Artiodactyla; Balaenopteridae. Gene Ontology annotation, biological process: cyclooxygenase pathway; response to oxidative stress. Gene Ontology annotation, molecular function: peroxidase activity; prostaglandin-endoperoxide synthase activity; heme binding.